AUGACAUCCAUAAAGAACAGAACAGAGAUGAGUGAGUUCAUUCUCACAGGAAUAAUAGAUACUCCAGAGCUUCAAGUUCCUUUCUUCCUAAUGUUCACCAUCAUCUAUCUCAUCACCCUUGUGGGGAAUUUAGGGAUAGUAGUCCUUAUCUCCUGGGACUCCCACUUGCACACUCCAAUGUACUUUUUUCUCAGUAAUCUUGCUCUGGUAGAUUUUGGUUAUUCCUCAGCUGUCACGCCCAAGGUUAUGGCUGGUUUUCUCACAGGGGGCAAGGUCAUCUCCUACAAUGGAUGUGCUGCACAAAUGUUCUUCUUUUCAAGCUUUUGCACUACUGAAAUUUAUCUCCUGACUGUUAUGGCCUAUGACAGACACACAGCAGUGUGUAAGCCCCUACAUUAUUCUACCAUCAUGACAUCAAGUAUAUGCACUUGUCUGACCAUAAUUGCAUAUAUUGGUGGAAUUUUGAACUCUGCUAUUAUUACAGUACAGACCUUUAGCCUUUCCUUCUGUAGUUCCAAUGUGGUUCAUCACUUUUUCUGUGAUAUUCCUGUUCUCCUGGCUCUCUCCUGCUCUGAUAUACAUAUCAAUGAAGUGGUAAUCUUUAUCUUAGGAGGAUUCACGAUCUCUUUUGGACUCUUCUUUAUUUUUAUUUCUUACCUAUUCAUCUUUAUUGCCAUCCUGAAGAUCCAAUCUACUGAGGGCCGCCAGAAAGCCUUCUCUACUUGUGCUUCUCAUCUCUCUGUGGUGUCCAUAUUUUAUGGGACAAUAAUCUUUAUGUACUUACAACCCAGUUCUAGCCAUUCUAUGGACACAGACAAAGUGACUUCUGUAUUCUACACCAUGAUCAUUCCCAUGUUGAAUCCUCUAGUCUAUACCAUAAGGAACAAAGAGGUCCAUGUUGCUUUCAGAAAAGCUUUGGGGAAGAUAAAGAUUUCAUUAGGCUUAGCAUUUUGCUUAAGAGAAGACAAAAUCUAA
Sarcophilus harrisii (Tasmanian devil) is the source of this 975-nucleotide messenger RNA. RefSeq names its product olfactory receptor 5B12-like. Gene Ontology annotation, biological process: sensory perception of smell; G protein-coupled receptor signaling pathway. Bases 1 to 975 code for a protein of 324 amino acids. Gene Ontology annotation, cellular component: membrane. Gene Ontology annotation, molecular function: G protein-coupled receptor activity; odorant binding; olfactory receptor activity. The record is from RefSeq and is a predicted model, not a curated record. Lineage: Eukaryota; Metazoa; Chordata; Mammalia; Dasyuromorphia; Dasyuridae. The transcript has a single exon.